GGGGCGGGUUCACCGCUGGUAGACAGGUGAAGGAGAGUGAUGCCGGUGAACCCCUGGGUCAGGGUCAGGUCAGGGUUAGGCUGGACUGUAACGAUGAAGUUAUCCAGGUUGAAGAGGAUGAUGUAGAACGAGCCAAUCCUCCGACCUUCGACAGAGUUGAAGAUCUUGCAAUUCUCAGGUUCUUAAAUGAAAGUUCAGUGCUGCACACUCUAAGACAAAGGUACGGGAACAACUUGAUCUACACGUAUGCUGGUCCUGGUCUAGUUUCCAUCAACCCCUGUACAAACCUUCCUAUCUACUCCAGCAAGAUUAUCACCAUGUUCAAGGGGUGUAAGAUAGAAGACAUGCCUCCACAUAUCUACUCUGUGGCCCAAAGUGCAUAUAGAGCUCUGCUGACAACAAAAAAGGAUCAAUCUGUUGCUCUGCUGGGUCGGGCCGGAAGUGGGAAAUCAACCAACUUCCGGCACGUGGUUUCCUACCUGGCUCUGGCGGGCGGAGAAUCUAGUAUUCUCAGUUUAGACAAACUGAGUGGAAUUCACACUAUCCUUGAAGCUUUCGGGAACAGUCGAACCUUGCUGAAUGCAAACGCAACCAGGUUCUCCCAGAUCUUUAGCGUACAUUACGAUCAUUCGGGCUCCAUUGUAUCCGGAUCCAUCCAGGUGUUGAUGUUGGAGCGAAACCGUGUAGUUCGCCGACCUGAAGGAGAACCCAACUUUAAUGUGUUCUAUCAACUUCUUGCUGGACUAGAUAACAAUCUUAGAAGGGUUUAGUGUUACGUGGCCCUUUCUUACUGGAGACAACAAUCCACUGAAUCCGGUUGUCAAACAAGGGUUCUCUAUCCUCUCCUAAAGAAGUUCUCUCUUCAGUCGUUCUCUCCAGUAUCCUGUGAGUUUAUUCCAGAUUGAACAAUUCAUGCCGGUGUGUAUAUGCACUGUCGUACUGUCCAGUCAGGCUAACCAGCGUAGAGUCGACCGAGCACGUUUAGUGCAACAAAUGUACCCUGGCAAGAUCACAGCUUACAUUAGCAUUCUUUUUAUGUAAAAGAGAUGCAGACUGAUUUAUAAUGAAAUGUAUUUCGUAAGGUUAUAUAGAAAAGCAUAAUUAUAUUUAGAUACAUGUU
This is a messenger RNA of Eurytemora carolleeae, 1120 nucleotides long. Its product is annotated as unconventional myosin-XVIIIa. Gene Ontology annotation, cellular component: myosin complex. Bases 318 to 770 code for a protein of 150 amino acids. Gene Ontology annotation, molecular function: cytoskeletal motor activity; ATP binding. The transcript is spliced from 13 exons. The record is from RefSeq and is a predicted model, not a curated record. NCBI's taxonomy places the organism in Eukaryota, Metazoa, Arthropoda, Copepoda, Calanoida, Temoridae.